Bactrocera dorsalis (oriental fruit fly) is the source of this 2674-nucleotide messenger RNA. Its product is annotated as pre-rRNA 2'-O-ribose RNA methyltransferase FTSJ3. The record is from RefSeq and is a predicted model, not a curated record. Bases 121 to 2565 code for a protein of 814 amino acids. Gene Ontology annotation, cellular component: nucleus; preribosome, large subunit precursor; nucleolus. Gene Ontology annotation, molecular function: rRNA (uridine-2'-O-ribose)-methyltransferase activity; rRNA (guanine) methyltransferase activity. Gene Ontology annotation, biological process: maturation of LSU-rRNA from tricistronic rRNA transcript (SSU-rRNA, 5.8S rRNA, LSU-rRNA); rRNA methylation; maturation of 5.8S rRNA from tricistronic rRNA transcript (SSU-rRNA, 5.8S rRNA, LSU-rRNA). The transcript has 3 exons. Lineage: Eukaryota; Metazoa; Arthropoda; Insecta; Diptera; Tephritidae.
UAUCAUUAUUAGUGAGUGCUGCACAACACGUGUAAGCCGCAAUUUUAUUUAACUGGUAUUUUUAGUAAAUUCAUAAUUAUAAGCAGUUUUUAAAGCCAUUUUCGCAAAUCAGUCGCUAAAAUGGGUAAGAAGACUAAAGUUGGAAAGGCGCGGAAAGAUAAGUUUUACCAGCUCGCGAAGGAAACAGGUUUUCGUUCCCGUGCUGCAUUUAAGUUGGUACAGCUUAAUCGUAAAUUUGGUUUCCUACAGCAAUCACAAGUAUGUAUAGAUUUGUGUGCAGCUCCAGGAGGUUGGAUGCAAGUCGCCAAACAAAACAUGCCUGUAUCGAGCAUUGUUGUUGGUGUCGAUUUGUAUCCUAUUCGUCCAAUACCAGGGUGUAUAAGUCUUGUUGAGGACAUUACCACUGAAAAGUGUAAACAGUCGUUGACCAAGGAGUUGCAGUCGUGGAAAGUUGACGUUGUACUGCACGACGGUGCUCCGAAUGUGGGUCGCAAUUGGUUAUUUGAUGCUUACCAACAAAUAUGCUUAACAUUGAAUGCGUUAAAACUUAGUACACAUUUUCUACGUAGCGGCGGUUGGUUUGUUACAAAAGUAUUUCGUUCCAAGGAUUAUAACGCAUUAUUGUGGGUGUUGAAACAAUUAUUCAAAAAGGUGCAUGCCACUAAACCGAGUGCUUCUCGUAAGGAAUCGGCUGAGAUAUUCAUAGUUUGUCAAGGUUACUUAGCGCCCACAAAAAUAGAUCCACGAUUUUUGGAUCCUAAAUAUGUUUUUGAAGAUUUAGAUAUCGAGGGCAAGAAAAAAAAUUCCUUGCUGCAUCCUGAAAAGCAGAAACGCGUCAAGGCCGAAGGUUACACAGAAGCAGAUUUUGCACUGCGUAACGAACUAUCUGCUACGGAAUUUAUGCAGUCAAGCAGUGGCAUAGGAGCGCUACAAGGUAUGGGUUCAAUAAUCAUCGACGAUGAGCGUAUCGCAAAACAUCCAAAGACAACUCCAGAAAUUCUGGAAUGUUGCAAGGAUAUUAAGGUACUUGGACGCAAGGAUAUUAAAGGAUUGCUAGCAUGGUGGAAGGCCUUAAAAGAUGAAUUGUUUAAGAAACCUGAGAAGGAGACUACCGUUAUAGAGGAGGAAGCUCCAAAGAAAACACUCACACAAGAAGAAAUUGAGGAUAUGGAAGAGGAAGAAUUGCAACAACAAAUAGCGGAACUUGCCGAAGACGAACAACGUGAGAUCAAACGGAAACGGAAGAAAGGACUUAGAGCAAAACAGAAAUUACAUGAAAAAAUGAAUCUAAAUAUGGUGAUCAAAGGCGAUGCGGGACCACAAGAAGAGGCCGAGCUGGAAAUAUUCGAUUUAAAGAGUGUUAAAUCACAACGUGAACUGGACGAAAUGUUGGAUGUGGUGCCUGAUUUUGAUGUUGAAGGCGAAGCAGUCGAAGUACCGAAAUUGCCAAAAUAUAAAGCUUACGAUAAAGAUGAUAAGCGUCUGGAUGAUGAUGCCAACUAUGAAAACGACGAUGAGCCCGAUGUAUCCGCGGAGGAAGAUUCUGAAAGUGACUAUGAGAAGGAUGGCUUGGGUUUGAGCGAAGACGAGGACAAUACAAUCGAGGCACAAAAGAAAAAGAAACGCACCGAACAUCCGCUUAUAAAAUCAGGAGACUUUAGAGAUAAGGACACAAAACGGCAACAGCGUGUGCAAUUGUGGUUCGAAAAAGAUAAUCUGCAACAAAUAGAUUCGGAAGAUGAUGAGGAUUACGAUUUGGAUCGGUUAGCAAAUGAAUAUAAAAGUAAAGGUGUAGCAGUACUGGGCGAAUCACAGCAAAAUGCCGAUUCGGCAAAGUUACCUUUGGGCAAGAAAGCUAAAAGGCGUGCAAGACAUGAUGACGCAAACGAGAAGUCGAGUUCCGAAUCCAGCGAUAGCGACUCUGAUGCCACUGUAGAUGAGAAUGAUGAAGAUGGUGAAAAAAAAGUUGCCGGCAAUAUGGCAAAAGAGCCAAAAGCGAAGAAGGUACGACUUUCCGAAGAAGAGCUUGCUCUUGGAUCUAUGAUGAUUAAGGGCAAGAAAACACGGCGUGAUCUUAUAGACGGUGCUUGGAAUCGUUAUGCCUUCAACGACGAAAAUCUACCACAUUGGUUUGUACAAGACGAAGAUUUACAUAUGCGAAAACCAGUACCAGUGCCAAACGAAAUCAUAGAGGAGUAUGAACGUAAAGUGCAAGAAUUGAACGCACGGCCAAUCAAGAAGGUAAUGGAGGCUAAGGCGCGCAAGCGCAAACACGCGCUCAAACGUUUAGCCAAAGCAAAGAAACAAGCUGAAAAAAUAAUGGACGACAACGACGCGACGGCGCAAGAAAAGGCAAAGCAGCUAAGAAAGAUUUACAAGAAGGCGCAAGAGAAGAAAAAGGAAAUUACUUAUGUUGUAGCGAAAAAACAUCAAGCAGCGAAACGUGCGCGUCGUCCCGCCGGCUUGAAGGGACGUUACCGUGUAGUCGAUCCGCGACAGAAGAAAGACAAACGCGCAUUGAGUGCGAAAUCAAAGCGCGAAAAGAAACGUAAGGGCAAAAAAUAAGAAAACUAUAUUAGUCAGCACUAAAUUUUUACAUAUUGCUAUGUACAGAAUUACAUAAUAAUAGUUGUAGUUAAUAAUUGAUUAAAUGUAUUUACAAAUUCAUAAAGAA